CGUGCUCUCUAGUUUUAUCUUCAUCCAUAAUUUCCUACACUUGGAUGAGCGAUACAAGAAGCGAUCUCCUUUCCUCAUAUUCUUUGUUCUGCUGGUACGACGCAUUGCAAGAAUAUUACCACUAUACAUGUUCAUGGUGGGUUUUACGGCAACGUGGAGCCGUUUCAUAUCGGACGGCACGAUGUGGAUUCCGAUUAUGGAGAAGGAAGCUCAGGUCUGCCGGAUGAAGUGGUGGUCCCACGCGCUCUUCAUACAUAACUUUUACCGCCCUGACGAUCGCUGUCUGAUACAAACGUGGUUCAUUGCAGUAGACAUGCAGCUGUAUGCACUAUCAAUCGUGCUGGCAAUUGCACUGACCCGUUGGACAAAAGUCGUGAUCAAAAUUAUACCAUUAUUGUUUUUGGUCACUAUACUUUGUAACUUCGUCGCUGCCUACACAUUCAAUUUAAAAGCUAGCUUGUAUUUGACUAAUCCUGAAUAUUUGAAGAAACUACAUUAUGGCGUGCUGUCUUUUAAAUGGAUGUAUGCAGCACCGUGGGCCAGCCUUCCCGCUUCUCUACUAGGAGUAGCGACGGCUUACCUGUACUACGAAAUGCGCAAUAAUAAAAUCGACUUAUUCAAGUAUAAGUGGUUCAAAAUAGUAUAUCGAGUGUCAGUGCCGGGUUUUUUUGGAUGGAUCUACGCUGGGUAUUUUCUGCCUGAGGAGCCCAGUCGUUUACUAUCUGCGUUUUACGCAGCAUUCGAUAGACCUAUCAUAUGUAUUAUCUUUUGUAUAGUACUUUUGGGUUUUAUCUACCGCAUUGAUAAUAUCUAUUGGCGCAUGGCGUCUUGGAGUGGUUGGCAGGUUUUAGGUCGCAUGUCACUUUGCAUUCUUAUGGUACACUGGACUUUCAACCUUAUGCAGAUUGCAUUACAAACUAAUGUCAACGAGGUAUCUCUUUUGAGAAAUUUAGGUCACUGGCUCGUGACGGUUUUAAUGACAUAUUUGACGUCUAUACCGCUCCAUUUACUGGUCGAGAUGCCGGUACAAAAAUUUCUACGAGCUUCUUUAGGCAUAUAGAAACACAAAUGAUAGCAAAAUAAUGAAAUUUAAUAUUCAAAGUUCAAGAACUUUAACUUUGGGUCAUUCACGUUACAAUUAUGUUACCUUUGGUGUGCGGCGUAGAAGGAGACAUUGGAAAAGCUGGAUGCUUUUCUAAUAUAUGCGUACUUUUUGUAUAACUUUAAUUAGCCAUUAACAUCUUUUUUACGUAGACAGACAUAGUUUCAUAUUAAUUAGUUUAUGGAAUGCGUGGCUGUGGCUAAUCAACGUGAAAAAAUCCUCGGAACGGUGAGGUCGCUCCGGGAAGCCUGUGAAGUGCC
Pieris napi is the source of this 1362-nucleotide messenger RNA. RefSeq names its product O-acyltransferase like protein-like. Lineage: Eukaryota; Metazoa; Arthropoda; Insecta; Lepidoptera; Pieridae. The coding region runs from base 128 to 1060 and encodes 310 amino acids. The transcript is spliced from 7 exons. The record is from RefSeq and is a predicted model, not a curated record.